CAUUAUGUAUUAUUAUUUGAACUUCUAACUUUUUGUAGAUUCUUGAGACAUCCCCCAAAGAUGCUGUUGAACCCAUUUUACUUAAUUUGUCUGUUCGGCUUCGCAAUCUACAGAUAUCCAUGAAUGUAAAGAUGCGGGCUGAUGCCUUUGCAGCAUUUGGAGCACUUAGCAACUAUGGAAUUGGGGCACAUAAAGAUGCUUUUCUUGAGCAGAUUCAUGCUACACUCCCACGCUUGAUCCUCCACCUACAUGAUGAUGACCUUGCUGUUAGAUAUGCCUGCCGUAACACCCUGAAGCGGUUUGCCCCUUUAAUGGAGAUAGAAGGGUUGCUGGCUUUAUUCGAUUCACAUAGGAUUAACUCUGACCAUCGAAGUGCUUACGAGGACUUUGUAAGAGAUUUUACAAGGCAGUUUGUGCAGCAUCUUUCUUCCAGAGUUGAUACUUUCAUGGCAUCAACCAUACAGGCUUUGAAUGCGCCAUGGCCAAUAAUCCAAGCAAAUGCUAUUUAUGUUUCCAGCAGCAUACUCUCGCUUUCGGAUGAUCCGAACAUUUUGGCUCUUUACCAUGCACAGGUGUUUGGAAUGUUGGUUGGCAAGAUGAGUCGGUCGGCGGAUGCGGUGGUUAGAGCUAGAAGCUCUUUAGCUUUCAGUUUAUUACUAAAAUCAACUAAUUUGAUUUCCUGGAGAGCAGCUCGACUUGAUCAAGCUGACUCUGCCAGAAAGGGAUCAUAAUUGUGUCCAUGCUCUUACAAGGAAGAGUUGUCAAGUCAGUUCACUGUAUCAGUAUGAUGUACUUUGAGCCAUGCCUAAGCAAGUUGGUAUGGUCAGUGUUGAAGGGUUCCUAAGAGGUCAACUGAUUUGCUGAUAUGUGGAGUGGGGUUUCGAGUGAAAUGUUGUAAUUUAAGUUAGGUUCAGUCAUGGUUUUAAUGUUGUGAGGUUUGUAAAAUUAGAUGUAAUUGUAAAUGUUUUUGUAACAUUAAUAAUCCUAGAAUUUGCAUUUUACGUUGGGUGGUUGAAACUCCAACGAUGCGUUUUGACGAAAGAGACUUUUUAAAAUUGCUUUGUUUGGUAAAACAAUUUUUCGAAUUAUAAAAUAAUAAAAAUGGGGAUGAGAGAAGUUGGGAGGGCCGAAA
This is a messenger RNA of Gossypium arboreum, 1132 nucleotides long. Its product is annotated as protein SHOOT GRAVITROPISM 6-like. The record is from RefSeq and is a predicted model, not a curated record. Bases 120 to 731 code for a protein of 203 amino acids. Lineage: Eukaryota; Viridiplantae; Streptophyta; Magnoliopsida; Malvales; Malvaceae. Gene Ontology annotation, cellular component: cytoplasm. The transcript is spliced from 7 exons.